AUGGGUUUCCUUCUUCUUCUAGGGAUCAGCCGUGAGUCUAUUGCCAGGGUUUUAUUUGUAUACAUGGGACAGAGUUGUGUCAGGAUUUUUUUUACAUCAAUCUCCAAACUGCAGUGUUGUAAAAAGACAGAUUUGGACAAUGACGAUGCCAGAGGAAAUGUGCACCUUAUCACUACAAUAGCCAGCUGGGAGGAAAAGAUAUCAGAAUCAAUCAAGGAUCACAAAAUUGUUUUGGCAAACUUCAGUGCUAAUUGGUGUACCCCUUGUAAAAGAAUAGCACCAUUUUACAGUGCCAUUGCUCAUAAAUAUCCUUCUCUCAUAUGUUUAACUGUAGACGUGGAUCAACUUCCUGAAUUCAGCAGUUCAUGGGGGAUCAAAGCCACCCCAACGUUCUUUUUCCUUAAAGAUGGACGACAAGUAGACAAACUUAUUGGAGCAGACAAGGAGGAGCUCAAGAAGAAGGCAGCUGCCAUCUCUAGUCUUCUUAAAAGAUCACCUACUUGACUCCAAUCUGUCCCAUCCGACUUUUGAUGAUAACCAAUUAGUUUGGUGGGCAAGGGAGACUGAGUUAAAUGCAUUGAUAGAGGAGAGAACAAUCAGUUCCAUAGCUUCGCUGUUGAGUGGGGAUAUUUAUUCAGCGUUUAGAUAUAAUAUGGAGCAUUUUUGGUAAUAUAGUUUGGUGAACACUGGAUUUCAAAAUCAGAUUAUGUAUCUUUUGGAAAAAAUCACAUGUAAUUAGUUGUUUGUUUAGUUUAAUGGUAGUGAGCAGGUAAUGUGCUGUACUGUUUACAAGUUUAAACUUAUAAAUAGGUGAGGUUAAAGUUGGGUGUAAAAA
Molecule: messenger RNA, 835 nt
Organism: Mangifera indica (mango)
Lineage: Eukaryota; Viridiplantae; Streptophyta; Magnoliopsida; Sapindales; Anacardiaceae
Product: thioredoxin H-type
Exons: 5
Coding region: 1-504 (167 amino acids)
Source: RefSeq, a predicted model, not a curated record